AAGAAGCUAACUCCAUAGUUCAUCGCUCUUAUACCCAUUCUGCUCUGUUUGGUUAUAGAAAAAAUUGAUUAGAAACGAAGAGGGGAAAGAGAUGUUGCAGUGUAUAUUUCUCCUUUCAGAUUCUGGAGAAGUCAUGCUAGAGAAACAGCUAACUGGGCAUCGGGUGGACAGAUCAAUAUGUGAUUGGUUCUGGGAUAAUGCUGUUUCUCAUGGUGAAUCCUUUAAGUCACAGCCAGUGAUUGCUUCACCAACGCAUUACCUAUUCCAAGUUGUAAGAGAGGGAAUUACCUUUUUGGCUUGCACCCAAGUUGAAAUGCCACCAUUGAUGGGCAUUGAGUUCCUCUGCAGAGUAGCUGAUGUCCUCUCAGAUUACCUUGGUGGGUUGAAUGAAGAUUUGGUGAAGGAUAACUUUGUGAUUGUCUAUGAGCUUCUCGAUGAGAUGAUAGACAAUGGCUUUCCUCUCACUACAGAACCAAAUAUUCUGAGGGAGAUGAUAGCCCCACCAAAUAUAGUUAGUAAAGUUCUGAGUGUCGUGACUGGUAACAUCUCCAAUGUCAGCGAGACCCUGCCUGGUGCAACUGCUUCUUGUGUUCCAUGGAGAGCAGCAGAUACCAAAUAUGCUAACAAUGAAGUUUAUGUCGAUCUUGUUGAAGAAAUGGAUGCAAUUAUACGCAGGGAUGGCGUGUUGGUGAAGUGCGAAAUUUAUGGUGAGGUUCAAGUAAACUCCCAUAUAUCAGGUCUUCCUGAUUUGAGUCUUUCAUUUGUAAACUCAUCUAUUCUAGAUGAUGUGAGGUUCCAUCCCUGUGUUCGAUUUCGACCUUGGGAAUCUCAUCAGAUUCUCUCGUUUGUGCCUCCUGAUGGACAGUUUAAGCUCAUGAGUUACAGAGUUAAAAAGUUGAAGAGUACCCCUAUAUAUGUAAAGCCACAGCUAACAUCAGAUGCUGGAAAAUGCCAUGUCAACGUGCUAGUUGGAAUAAGAAAUGAUCCUGGAAAGACAAUUGAUUCAAUAACUGUGCAAUUUCAACUGCCUCCUUGCAUUUUAUCAGCUGAUUUGAAUUCAAAUCAUGGAACUGUAACCAUACUUAGUAAUAAGACAUGUUCUUGGUCAAUUGGAAGGAUUCCAAAAGAUAAAGCUCCUUCAUUGUCAGGAACAUUAGUGCUUGAGACAGGACUAGAGCGCCUUCAUGUGUUCCCAACAUUUCAAGUGGGUUUUAGAAUAAUGGGUGUUGCCCUCUCUGGCCUGCAAAUAGAUAAAUUGGAACUGAAGACCAUGCCAAGUCGUCUCUACAAAGGUUUUCGAGCUCUUACACGAGCUGGUGAAUUUGAAGUUAGGUCAUAAUUUAGUGUUUGAUUUAAUAUGAAUUCUGGUUGUAGUUCUGGGUGUUUUUUGACUGCAAUUUCACUGAUACAACUCUGCGGCAAGAUUUUUAAUUUUGUAAUCUGUGAGUGUAAUGAUUUAACUUGAAGAGAAAUGUACACAUACAAUCAAUCUUCUCUCUUUCUCUUGUAUGCAAAUGUAAGAUGAAUAUACUGAUUAGGAAUUC
Molecule: messenger RNA, 1544 nt
Organism: Rubroshorea leprosula
Lineage: Eukaryota; Viridiplantae; Streptophyta; Magnoliopsida; Malvales; Dipterocarpaceae
Source: the annotation of a GenBank genome assembly